Messenger RNA from Rattus rattus (black rat), 2132 nucleotides. It is a transcript of the gene Cenpn, whose product is annotated as centromere protein N. Gene Ontology annotation, biological process: CENP-A containing chromatin assembly; chromosome segregation. The coding region runs from base 474 to 1502 and encodes 342 amino acids. The transcript is spliced from 12 exons. The record is from RefSeq and is a predicted model, not a curated record. NCBI's taxonomy places the organism in Eukaryota, Metazoa, Chordata, Mammalia, Rodentia, Muridae.
UCCUGUCCAUAAGUAGAGCGACUCUGGGGAUCCAGAGCGUUAUCCAUCGGGCGUCCACAGCCGCAGCCCCUGGGUAGCCGAAGCAGUGCGGAGACCUUGUUAGCUGGGCGGGGCCCGAGCGUCCAUUGGCGGCUUCGAAAGCGUCUCGGCGGGAAGUGCUGCCGGCGCGGUGGGCGAUGCGGACUGGAUAGGUAGGCUUCAGCGAUACCGGUUGGGACUCAGAGGGCGGCAGGAGGACUACGGGAGCCAGGCCUCAGAUCUCUACGGGGGCCUUGCCACAGCGCAGUCCCGCCACGCGAUCUCGGCCUAGGAGUGACACUAGUGGAGCCCAGUUCUUUUAGGAAUGCCAUGCUGCAUAUCACUCAGAAUUAAGAAUCUUCGGGAGUGCUAAGGAAUGUUUGUUACAUCUUGCCUUUGGGCACCCCAUCCCGAAUGUCCUGAUCCCCGAAGCUCAUAGCCACAUCUAGCCUGAGAUGGAUGAGAAUGUUGCCGAGUUUCUCCGGAGGAUCAUCCUGAAAAUCCCUCUGUGUGAGAUGAAGACCAUCCUAGAAGCCUGGGACUUUUUGUCUGAAGACCAACUGCAGAGCAUAAACUUGAAGCAGAGAAAGGAAUUUCUGGCCCAGGAAGUGAUUCUGCUGUGCGAGGACAAGUGUGCAAGUCUUGAUGACAUGGCCCUUUUAGACCUCAUGUAUACUCAAUUUCAUCGGCACCAGAAGCUUUGGAAUGUCUUUCAGAUGAGUAAAGAACCAGGUGAAGAUGAUGUGGACCUUUUUGAUAUGGAACAGUUCCAAAGUUCAUUUAAGAGAAUUCUUCAGAGAACAUUAAAAAAUGUUACGGUCAGUUUCAGAGUCUACGAGAAGAAUUCGGUGUGGAUUCGGGUUGCCUGGGGAACACAGUAUUCACAGCCAAACCAGUACAAGCCCACGUUUGUGGUGUAUUACCCCCAGACCCCAUACGUCUUCAUUUCCUCCUGCUAUCUGAAGAGCACUGUGCCCCUUCUCCAUCAGGCGCUGAAAGUCGCUAGCAAACACCAUCAGAUGGCGCAGCUGGACCUGAGAAGCAGGCACCUGGACUCACUCAAGGCUAUUGUGUUUAACGAGUAUGACCAGACCUUUGAAAAUUACAACUCCACAGCGUCUUGGCGUGAAGGAGGCCUUGGACUGAAGACAGAUUUGGAUUCAAAGAUCAUUCAUGAAAACACAGAGGAAAAAGUGAGAAUCCACAGAGCCACGCAAGAGGCCUUUGGAGCCUAUCCUCAGCCACAGCUAGAGUUCGCACAGUAUAAGGUAGGAUCUGAAACCAAGUUCAAGAGUGACGUAGGUGGGGGCAUCUUGGCUGACAGGAAAGAGCCCCUCCGGUGCCUCGUCAAGUUCUCCAGCCCACAUCUUUUGGAAGCGUUGAAAUCCUUAGCACCAGCGGGUAUAGCAGAUACACCACUUUCUCCACUGCUCACCUGCAUACCAAGCAAGAAAAUGAAUUAUUUUAAAAUUAGAGAUAAAUGAAAUGCAUUUGUCUCAGCUUUUAUUGCACAUGCGAUUCCAGUUAUAGCCGGCUAGCUCCUGCGUAUAGCCUUGUGUUUUAGGAACCAAUCCUUGGCAUGGGAAAUUAGUGUUUCUAAUGUAACUGUUAGGACUGAAUCUGUCCUCCGUAUGUGCGUGCGCUCUCUCUUCUGAGUACAGCAGCUGUGGGCAUUUGACAAGUGAUAAAUGUGUGUGUGUGCACACACGUGCACGAGCACGCACACAUGUACACACACAUGCACGAGCACACACUCGAGGCUGCAGUGAUCUCAACCCUGGGACACACAGAAGUCAAGCAUAGGCACAGUGGUGAAUCUGCUGUCCUUUCUCCCACUGCUGCUGCUUAUCCUCAGAAGUCUGGUUUCUGUGGCAUCUGUUACACCCUCGUUCACAGAUAGAAGAACCAAGAAACUACCCAACCCAAACCCCAAACUAGGAGAAUCAGUGGGGAGAGCUGGGGCUACUACCCAAGGCUGCAUAUCUAAUGGCUUCUUUGUGUAAGUAACUUUUCUGUUGUACGUAUUCUUGUCACGAUCUCUGAUCCAUGGAACACUGAAACUGAGUGCCACUGUUACACUGAUGUGUGAAUAAAGAUACUGACAAACUGCCGUA